UGCCGAACGCGAAGACCACAAGAACGCAAGAAGUAGUGGUAGUGGACAGUCAGCCGCAGUAGCUCACCGAACGCGGAUCGCUCAAAGAAAUCGCGUCCGUUCGCGGUAUCGCAAAAAAUUGGUGCUUCUUCUUCGAUAUAACUCAUAACAUAAAAAUAAAAAAUAAUUUCAAGGACGUGCUUUACUGUUAAAUUCACCAACUGAUAGGAAAUCAAAGUGCGAUCAAUUACAACCAUCGGAUGAGUGCGCAUCGAACGCAGACGCUGUGUGGUUUACUAACUGGAACCUACCUUUUUCCACGCUUGUCAUGCGAGCAAGCCACCGAUUGUGACUUCAUUGUGGCAGAAAAUUGCAGUGAAGAGUUAGGUUAAUCAACUGUAACGGUACAAGCUUUACGACGUGCUGUUCACCCAUUGCCUGCGGCGCGUCUACCUGCGCGAAUAAUACACCUCAACAUAUUGCCAAUAUUCGAUUCGAUCGACAACAACCGACAAGACUAAAAAAAGAACUCGGUGACCAAAAAGUUCGUGGAAUAUAUAAAAAAAUAAAAGUGCGACCGAUCAAUUUACGACAGUUAAAUAUUUCGAGUGUUCAAUUUUACGAUCUUUUUUUGGACUUGAUCAAAAGUUAACCAAUAGAAUGACAAGAAGAUAAAGUGGUGAAAUCUGCUAUCAACAAUUAAACCAAACAAAUUACUCUAAACUAAACACAACAAUGAAGAUGAAACAAAAAUCUGCGGUCGUUUUGAUAGCCCUCGUGAUGUUAAUUUCAUCCGCCUCGGCACAAUGUCCUUGGCAACGUGAAGUAGUCGAUUUACAAUCAGCGUGUCUAUGCUCCUACAAUCUGGGCCACGAGUUAAGCAUACAGUGCGAUAUCGUUGAAUGGCCCAAACUUAUCACCUCAAUGCAUAAAUACGCAAAGGCAACACCAAUUGAUCUGCUCUACGUAAACAAUUCCACAAUUGGUACCCUAAAAGACUCGAUCUUCGCGGGUUUGGAAGUGCAUAAUAUCCAAAUGUCCGGCUGUAAGUUAAAAACCAUCGGGGACAACGCCUUCAAAGGUCAGGAGAAAUUCCUGAAGAACCUUAACCUUCAAGAUAAUGAUUUAACGGAGGUACCAGUUCAAAGUUUGAAGGAUUUGAAGAGCUUACAAUUACUGGAUUUGAGUAGGAAUAGAAUUGCAAAUGUACCUAAUGCAGCCUUCCAAACAUUGAUCAAAUUAACUACUUUGAAGUUGUCGGAUAACAAUGUUACCUUAGCAAAUGAAGCAUUAAAAGGACUAGAAAGUUCUUUAAAGAAUCUAAACUUAAAAGGUACCAGGCAGAAAGAGAUCCCACAAGCAGUAAGAGGAAUGAAAACUCUGGCAUUUUUGGAUUUAUCCCAGAAUAGUAUUCGGGAGUUACCUGGAGAAGGUGGUAUUAAGACCUUUGAAGGGCUUGAUGCUUUGACCGCUUUAAAUUUAGAACGCAAUUUGAUACAGACUCUUGGGCAGAAUGCUUUUUAUGGUGUACGAAGAACUUUAAGCUCAUUAAGUUUGCUCAACAAUUUACUCCCGGACUUCCCAAUUGAGGCAAUGCAAGAAUUAUCUGAACUGAGGGUUUUGGAUAUUGGAUUCAAUCUGUUGACUGAUUUACCAGUUAAUUCAUUCGUUGGUAAUCCUUCAAUAACUUUACUUGCGCUGGACGGAAAUCCUCUAGCUACGAUUCCAUAUGCUGGUCUGAGUCAUCUCAAUAACACGUUGAGAGGUUUAAGUUUAGGAGGUCGUUUCCUCCACUGUGAUUGCCGGCUAGCAUGGGUCAUCGACUGGAUCCGCAAUGGAGACCUUCAAGUGACUAGUCGCGAGAGAAAUCCGCAAUUCUGUGGAAGUCCACCAAAAUUCCGCGAUCGCGGUUUCUACAGUAUUCAACCUGAAGAGUUAACUUGCAAUGGCCCACAUGAAGCGGUAGGUGUGGCUACAGUAGUCACCGCCGAACUUGAUGAUGUAUCCGUUGCUGAAACCAUGCCCGUAAAAACCACAGCAGCAUCCACAACAACCACAAAAAAUCCCGAACAGAAUACCACAACAACCACAAGUACCACCAGCACAACCAAGAAAACCACAACUACCCAGACUACCACAUCAUCCACCACAGCUAAAAGUGUCAAAGAAACCACCACUACUUCAUCAACCACACAAAAAGUUAACAACAGGACCUUAUCCAGAGGAUCAACUAUUCCACCAUGGAGGACCAAUCAAAGCCAACAACAAGUAAGGCCCAAUUUGGUAAUGGGCUUCCCAAGCAGAAAUAAAGCCGACGAAGAAAAAGAAGUCAUCGUAAAGAGUGCCUACAGACAAGAUAACUCGGUCAUCAUCAACUGGGGAUCUGAAACAGCGAAUAUCCUCGGCUUCCGUGUGGUAUACCGUCUCUUCGGCGACAAGAGUUUCAAACAAGGACCACCCUUGGAGGCGAGCGAGAGAGAGUUCAAGAUUAAAAACGUUCCGUCACAGGAGUGCAUCGUCGUAUGUGUCGUGUCGUUGGAGGACAUCAACGUGACACCCGAAACGGUACCAUAUGCGCAAUGUCGCGAAGUGCGUACUGUCUCAUCAGCAGCAUCCAACAUGGACAAAAUCACCAUCGCUGCAUCGGCGGCCAUCUGCGGCACUAUCGUCAUCGCUGUGAUCAUAUUCAUCGCUGCAUCACGACGCCGCUCUAGGAAACUGCAUGAGCUCCACCAACAAAAGCUGGGCAUUAAGACGGGACUCCCAAUUGGAGGUCUUCCAGUCAAUUGUUGCGCAGCUGCCAGCCCAGGUGGCCCACUAUCAUCAUUAGCUACCCUCAACGCUUACAAUAGCAACAAGUAUGACUUGCAGGAUUGGGACCAAGUAUCGGCAUACAGCACCCACUCCACACAACGCCCGAGAAUGUACUCGGUAGAGCCCAGCUCCCUGAUGCAGGACGACCUCAGAUCACACUUCAGUACCAAGGGCACCAAACCGCGAUCGAUCGCUGAUGGACAAUCGCAGCAUUCAUUCUCAAACCACUCGGGGCGGUAUCUGGCGGCGGCAAACGCCUUCCCCAACAAUCUGCUGGCGUCCAGACAAGAUCUUCGCCAGUCACGUCAAUCUUUGGCAAUGCAAUCCGAGCGCAUGCCGCGCGGCACGCAGCACCACCUCGUACCCUCGCAUCACGCACCCCCAACGCACUCAGUAACGUCAUCGACGCGUCGUUCCAGACCGCGAUCACGCUCCCGCGACCACCACCGACCGUCCAGCCGAUACAGCACGGCGGGGUCGACGCACACGCUGAACAACUACUGCGACAACUCGGAUAACUGGACGGACCACGACAUGGAGAUCUACAUGGCGCGCAAUCAGACGCGCAACGGGCUGGUACCGUUAUGAGAAUUACCGCCACAGCCGCCAUCACCGUCGCCGCCGCAGGAACGCCACCAUCGUCCCAUGCAGCAUCAAUUCGGCUCGCUGCGGCAGCACAACUUUAGGCGACUUUAAACACCAGGAGAGUAAUAAAUAAUAAUCACACUUUUGCAUCAGUUUGUUGAGAAACAAUCUUCAUCAUUACAUUAUUAUCUAUAUUGAGUUGCGUGGACUUUGUUGCAACGUGUUUUACCAAAAUUCAUAUUAAGUCUGUGUAGAUUUAAGUAAUCACUUAAACUAGCUUACAGUUUAAACAUUAAAGAAAUCAUUUUUAAGAUAAAUUUAUAUGAUGUGUCAUCAUCAACGUUAGGUAAAGUAAUCGACAUAAUUUAUCGCUUAUUUUUGUCAUAGUAUCACGCAGUAGCAUUAAUCAAAUAAGAAUGUGGAAAACAUUGAAAUCUUUAAUAACCGUUCUUUCGAAUGACACAUGUGUUAUUGAACUUUUCGAUGGAAUUUCCACGCCACAGCCUUUCGACACUGCCUGUUUUAUGCUGGACUCUGUGCAAUGGCCAAGAGACGCAAAAAAAGCAUUUAAGUAAGCUUAUAGUAUCUAGGGAGAUAAGUCGGUGCGUAACUUGCACUGUUAUUUCUUAUUUAUUGCAAUUUUAAUAUUCAUUUGUAGAUGUAUAUUUACUUAGCAGUUAGAUAUUUCACCGGUGCGUUUUAGAUUAAUGCGUGCUCAAAAUAAUUAAUAUAUUUUAGUAAUCAUGACCAGGGCGUGCUGGUGCUGUUGACAUAAUCAUAGGGAAUAUUUUUGUAAAUAUAAAUAUUUCUUCAGUACGAAUAGAAUAGAUAGACUAAUCAACUAAAUAUGAAUUAUAUUUUAUGUAAUUUAACUUAUAGAUGAUUUAUGUUUGGUGUGCAUUCAUGCAUUUUCUUCAUAUGAUAUUUUUUGUAAAUAAAAUCAACAUGUAUUGACUAAA
Dalotia coriaria is the source of this 4337-nucleotide messenger RNA. RefSeq names its product leucine-rich repeat and fibronectin type-III domain-containing protein hattifattener (gene haf). Gene Ontology annotation, cellular component: plasma membrane. The transcript is spliced from 7 exons. Bases 715 to 3381 code for a protein of 888 amino acids. The record is from RefSeq and is a predicted model, not a curated record. Lineage: Eukaryota; Metazoa; Arthropoda; Insecta; Coleoptera; Staphylinidae. Gene Ontology annotation, molecular function: protein binding.